CUCAGCUGAUUUGAAAUUUGUAAAUAAACUUGGAAACUUCUUAAGUGAUAUAAAGUUUUCGAUGGCGUGGCCUUUUCAAUAAGAAAAUAUGAUAUUUGCCGCAUAUAAAUUAGAUAUUGUGACGGCACUAAGUGCCGCAUUAGCUUUACGAACUAUUGUUUCGUUGUAUUCAUAUUCUGGCGCUGGAAAACCUCCAAUGUAUGGCGAUUAUGAGGCACAAAGGCAUUGGCAAGAGAUCACAACAAAUUUGCCACCUAAGGAUUGGUACAGAAAUACUAGUGACAAUGAUUUACUAUAUUGGGGUCUGGAUUAUCCACCCUUAACAGCAUAUCAUAGUUAUUUGCUUGGUAGUAUCGCUAGACGAUAUAAUGCAAGUUUCGUUGAAUUGUACAAAUCACGAGGAAUUGAAUCCAAUGAACAUAAAAACUUUAUGCGUCUAACCGUUUUAUUUGCUGAUAUUGUUUUAUAUUUGCCAGGGCUUUUGAUAGCUUCCUUAGCAAUUUUAAAGCAACAACAAGUGAAAAAAUCAUUACUACUAUACCUCAUACCUAUGGCAUUUUAUCCUGGGCAAAUUCUCAUUGAUAAUGGACACUUUCAAUAUAAUAACAUAUCGUUGGGUUUAUGUUUGUUAGCUAUUGCGAGUAUAUAUAAAGAGAAAAUAUAUUUGGGUGCCUUCCUAUAUACUUCAGCUUUGAAUUAUAAACAAAUGGAACUGUAUCAUGCGCUACCAUUUUUCGUUUAUAUGCUGCGAACUUGUUUUGAUCAGAAGAAAUUUUCAACAAAGGCGAAAACAUUUAUAUUACUAGCUCUCACAGUAUCAUCCACGUUUAUUGUACUGUGGCUGCCCUGGUUGCAAUCUUUAAAUUCUAUCUUAGAGGUGGUAGGACGUCUUUUUCCAAUUGGACGUGGCGUGUUCGAGGAUAAAGUUUCGAACUUUUGGUGUGCCAUAAAUGUUGUUUACAAAGUCAAAGACAAAUUGUUAAAUCAACAAAUGGCUAUACUUUGUUUCGGAUUAACGGCGGCAUUUGUGCUGCCCAUAAAUAUCCAUCUAUUCUUUAACAAACGAAAGGAAACUUUUAUCUUAAGUUUAGUCAACACUGCCAUGUCGUUUUACUUGUUUUCAUUUCAAGUGCAUGAAAAAUCGAUAUUACUGGUCGCUGCACCUGCUAUGUUGUUAUUUAGCAGGUAUCCACAGGAAACUUUUUGGUUUUUGGAAGCUACCGUGUUCAGCAUGUUUUCAUUAUUCAUAAAAGAUGGCUUAAUUCUACCCUUUUUUAUAUUACUAUUCAUUUACCAUGUGGUUAUAAAACAAUUUAUAUUGGAACACUUCAAUUUCCUUGAAUCUAGAAGUACUAUUUUAUCAGCAAUUUCUUCAGUAUCUGUAUUUUCUAUGUUUAUAACUGCUUUCAUAUCUUUAAUCGUGCCUCCUCCAACUAAAUAUCCAUAUAUUUGGCCUUUAUUAAUUAGUGUUUAUAGCUUUGUACAUUUCAUUUUAUAUUUCGGUUUUUCUUUAAAGCAUCAAUUUAUGAAUGAUGGUAAUAACAAAUUAAAAAGUAAAUGAAUAAUAAAAUUCAUGCAAAAACGGAAAAUUUAAUUUGUUUUGGUGGUUUUGAACACAGAAAUUUCUUUAAAAUAACUAUUUAAAAUUUUAAAAAAUAUUAGCAGAAUAGUAGACAAUAUAAUUUCGACAAUGGUCUUAUAUAACGAAAGUUGAAUGAAGUGUUGUAGUUAAGAUGAAUAGCAUUACUUGUAGGUAAUUUUGCAUACGUGACAAUUUUAUAAUAACAACAAAUAUAAAUGGAAUAUAAAAU
Messenger RNA from Ceratitis capitata (Mediterranean fruit fly), 1811 nucleotides. It is a transcript of the gene gny, whose product is annotated as probable dolichyl pyrophosphate Man9GlcNAc2 alpha-1,3-glucosyltransferase. Gene Ontology annotation, cellular component: endoplasmic reticulum membrane. Gene Ontology annotation, molecular function: dolichyl pyrophosphate Man9GlcNAc2 alpha-1,3-glucosyltransferase activity. The record is from RefSeq and is a predicted model, not a curated record. Lineage: Eukaryota; Metazoa; Arthropoda; Insecta; Diptera; Tephritidae. Bases 89 to 1561 code for a protein of 490 amino acids. The transcript is spliced from 4 exons. Gene Ontology annotation, biological process: protein N-linked glycosylation.